CUUGCGCGCGGUAUACCAGUUCGAACCAGACGUCCGCGUGUUCCAGUGGUCCGCUGGCAUUCACGACCCAUCCGUCAUAUUACAUUACUAUUAAUAUAUAAUAUCAUAUUUGAACUUACCGACCGCGACUCUUCUAACUUUGUCUUGUUCGCUACGACAGCACUCGUACUUAAUAAUAAUAUUAUUUUUUUUCCGCAUUGACGAUUGGCGACGCGUACACAGUUGUUGUCAACUUUGAUUUAAUAUAAUUCCGUACGAUAACAAUUGUGAGUCGGUUACGGUUUUUUAUUUUUUUCUCAUCCCGAAGAUAUUCCGGUUUUCAACUACGCCUGACCGUUGCGACACGCCAAGAGCACGUGCCUGUUUUCCGGAUGCUUAAAUGAGAACCAUCGCUCUCACAUGGAUAUCACACAAAUAUUACUCUUUUUGUCAGGAGUUUUCCUAACCUGUGAACCGACCGGCGCCCAAAAUGACUUGUCGUUGACGUACCGAGUGUCCGCCGAGCGAAUUGUACAGGACACCAGUAAUUAUGUGGAAACUCGGAGUGCAGAACAAAAGUAUUUGAUAAAAUACAUGCUAUCGCCAGACGUGACAUGCAACGACGGAUCUCCGGCAGGGUUUUACGUGCGUCAUUCAAACUCUAGUAAGACAUGGAUAGUGUUUCUCGAAGAGGGUUGGUGUUGUUACGACAAAGCAAGUUGUGACGAACGUUGGUCGCGAGCCGAAUACCUCAUGUCAUCAAAAGAAUGGCCCGAAACUCGAACAGGCGGAGGAAUAUUGUCCAAUAAUGCGGCUGAAAAUCCUUACUGGUGGCAGGCUAAUCACGUUUUCGUACCGUAUUGUACUAGUGAUAUAUGGACGGGUCGGAGAGCAGAACCACAACACGGGUCUAAAUUCACUUUUAUGGGCUCCAUAGUGAUUAAGCAAGUCAUCAGAGAGCUAUUAACUAUAGGUUUGGCCAAUGCCAACGCUCUCAUACUCUCUGGAAGCAGUGCUGGGGGUGUUGGAGUCAUGUUGAAUCUGGAUCCCAUUCAAAAGAUGUUGAGACAGUACAGCGGUAUGUCGGUCCACGGUAUCACGGACUCCGGUUGGUUCGUGGACCAACAGCCGUACGAUAUCGAGGACGAAGGGGGUUCGUCGGCGUCGCCGGUCGAAGCCGUGAAAAAGGGCAUCCCUUAUUGGCACAGUCAGAUACCAUCCAGGUGUCGGAACCUCUACAUCAACGAGCCUUCCAAGUGUUUUAUCGGUUACAAGAUUUAUCCUACAUUGUCAGUCCCGUUGUUCGUGUUUCAAUGGUUGUACGACGAGUUCCAGCUGAAAAAUGACGUCGGCACGCCGGUGACCAAACAGCAAUGGGACUACAUACACAAGAUGGGCGAAAGGCUGCGAAAAUCAUUACUAAAUGUCACGUCGGUGUUCGCCCCGUCUUGCGUUUCACAUACGGUGCUCACGAAGAAAGACUGGAAGAACAUCAAGAUCGACUCGGUGUCCCUCCCUACGGCAUUGCACUGCUGGCAGACCGAGACGAGAUUCGCAAAGAUGAACGGCAACGGAAACGGAAACAACAAUAAUUAUAAUAACAACAGCAACAAGUCUAGUCAGUCUAGACCUGGCCGGGCGAACGGCAACAGCAACGGCAAUCACGGUGCGGGAGGAGGCCAUAAUAAGAGAUUGACGAAAGUCGACAGGCAGACGGUGACCGAUAACGCGACCAAGAGGAAACAGAAUAAGAUGCAUCGCAACGAUCAUCGAUCUGGAGCAUUGAUUCAUAAGAAACGCAGACGCCACCACAAAAAUCACGGGAGCUGCAGACACCAGCAUAUUCAGAGCUGCACUUGGCCGCAGUGCAACAACUCGUGUCCAAAGCUUCAAAAUCCAGCAACUGGCGAAGAGGUGGACUUCAUCGAGCUGCUGCAGUCGUUUGGUGUGAAUAUACCGAGCCUGUCGACCGAGCUGGGAAUUGACAUGGAAUCGCUGAUACACAUGGACCAGGAAGAGCUGCUAAACCUGCUCACCCAACAGUCCAAUUAAACCAGUACUGAUACGAUUAUCAUCAUAGUUUGAGGGGGGGUCGGUAGUAGGUCUAGGGAUGGGGUGUGCAUUAUGAUGUGGGAUAAGGGAUGGGUCGACGCGGAAUUUCAAAAUAUAGUAAUAUUUAUUGGGGUGUUUUGUGUCUGGGCUUUACUUGAACGAGUCAGUUUACCAAAAAAAAAAAAAAAAACAAAAUAUUAACAUUAUCAAUACCGUUUGUACAUAUUUUUUUUUUUCAUUUUUAAUGUAGGCUACGAAAAACAGUCAAUUUGUCUCCCUUUUUUUUUUAUGUAAAUAAGUUAUUUGUACAUUUUGUUAAAGGAAACCAAGCUCUUAACUAAAACAUCGAAACAGUAAUUACCUACUGCUUUGAUAGUAUAUGUGUACUUGAACUUGGUUACAUGUAAGUACAAUAUUAUUAUUCCUUUUAGGGACCAAUAUAUUUUUUUUUCAAAUACACAAGUACACAACUGUAUACCAAACUACCUGUUCCUUAAUAUUUUAAACUAGUUUAACACCUAAUGUUUUAAUUAUUAUAUAUACUUAAUAGUAAGUCGAUAUGGUAACGUAAUUGUAAAUUUUGUAGAUGCGGUUUUUAAAUUUUAAAUAACAAUAUUAUAAACAAACCAUUACAUUAGAUACAUAUGUACCUGUCAACUGCAGGGUCGAGUCAUAUGAACCGCAUUUAUGAAACACCAGACAUUAAACAGUUUAGUAAUAAGGAAUACUACUAUUUUAGAUUGUUAAGGAAUUAUAUUCCUGAAUUUCCGACUUUAAAUAAGUCAUACAAAUGAAUUGGAAAAAAGUAAUUUUUGUCGACAUUUAUUUAUUCUUUUUAUAUACAGCAAUUUUUAAUUAUUAUUAUUAUUAUUAUUAUUAUGAUUAUUAUUAAGAUAAAUUAUUGAUUCAUUUUUAUAACUUAUGAAAUAACUAUUACCUACCGAUAAUGAAAUCAUUACUUUUGUACUUAUAACAAUGUGUGAACAAUUUUUUAUUAUAAACUAUGAAAAAAAAUUAAUUAAUGUAAUCACUGAAAAAAAAAUCACUAUUUAAUACAUUAUUAAUCUCCAAUAUUUAUGAGCGUAUUGUAUUGUACGUACAAAUAUAAAUGAUAAGUGUGUGUGUGUGAUGACAUAAUAUGGCAUAAAAUAAAAUAAUUUCAAUACAAAUUGUUUGAUAUAAUAUAAAAAUACAAUACAAAAUAAAAUAAUUUCUAAAG
This is a messenger RNA of Acyrthosiphon pisum (pea aphid), 3250 nucleotides long. RefSeq names its product palmitoleoyl-protein carboxylesterase notum (gene Notum). NCBI's taxonomy places the organism in Eukaryota, Metazoa, Arthropoda, Insecta, Hemiptera, Aphididae. The record is from RefSeq and is a predicted model, not a curated record. Gene Ontology annotation, molecular function: hydrolase activity. The transcript is spliced from 12 exons. The coding region runs from base 400 to 2031 and encodes 543 amino acids.